UGACGUGUCGGAAGUGACGCAGCCGCAGCUCACGCUCAGAGGAGACCUCCAUAAAGUUCGCUUUCACUUGCAGCCAUGCCAGUGUGGUUCGUGUCAGCCGAACCGAGCCUUCACGGGACAUACCGCGGGAGCUGGAGCGGCUGAGGACACACACGUUGAGAGCCGAGCGGAGCGGAGCGGAGCCGAGCCGAGCCGAGCCAAGCGGAGCGGAACGGAACGCGUCCAUUUGUAGCAUGUUAGCGCGGCUAGCGACGAGCUAACGGGAGCAAACACGAAGCUAAGCUGAGUUGAAGGUUAAUGACUCAAACCUCUGCUGUCAAACAGGACCAGGCUGGUGAAGAGGAUGGAUGGAGUCAGCUGGAGCGCCACCCGGGCCCAGGAGUCGUUCAGCCGCUCCAGGACGGCAGCGGACACCCUGUCCAAGCUGGCCAGCUUCAUCGCGCGCAGAGAGACGAAACCGCCGCCGCAAACCCCGAGACAGCCGCAGCCGUCCCACCUGCCCACGUUUGUCUGCUCGGAGUGCGGUAAGGGCUUCCCGUACGCGACGGAUCUGCUGCACCACCAGGAGGUGAAACACGCCUUGCCCAAGCCUCACCGCUGUCCCUCCUGUGGGCAGGCGUUCUCCCUGAGGUCGUCCCUGCAGCUACACAAGUGUGGCCACGACUCCUUCCCGUGCGAGCUUUGUCACGGAGAGUCGCGUCUCGGUUCUCCGUGUCCAGCGUGUACGACCCGCACCUCAGAACCCGGCAGGGGGCCGCCUCACAUCCUGGACAGGAGCCCGUACGCGUGUGCCCCAUGCGGGAGAGGCUUCAGCCAGAAGCAGGCCCUGCUGCACCAUCAGCAGGCCGGUUGUAGCGAACCACCGACCCCGUCAGAUCUAGUUGACGCCGGUAGCCUUCCAGAUGAUUCUCCGCCAGUUUCGGAGGGGGACUCGACCCGCUCGGAUUCUUCAGACACCCUGCGAUCCAGCAGCAGAACUGUCAAUAUGUGCCAAUUCUGUUUGAGAAUUUUCCGCACAGAGGCUGGACUGCAGCGCCAUGAACAGACCAGUCAUGCAGACGAGCGGUCAGACCUCAGACAAGGUGCUGGUGGAGAAGCGUGGAAAGGAGGGAACGCUAAGGCGGAUGGAGAUCCGAUUAAAAGGCCAAAAUCUGAAAAGAAGCUUCUGAACUGUCGCUCCUGUGACAUGGUUUUCAGGAGCACCUCUAAGCUGUACCUGCACAGAAAAGAGAAGCACAGCAGAGAGAAAAACAUCAGGAGAGAACCGAGGCCGGUCCUGAGCAAGCGCCGAAGAGGAGGCGCGUAUCCUUGUCAGGUCUGCGGGAAAGUCUUCCUCCAUCAUUUGUCACUUAGGGCGCAUUACAGACGGCACACCGCCACAUGCUUCAACACAAUCAAAACUGAAAGCCAGUCUGCGGGAUGCACCACCAAAGACUCUGAGUUAUCAGAAAAUGGACCAAAUAAAGUCAGAACCAGCCCAGCAGAUAACAGGACUGGUCCAGGGAGGCCCAGGAAAGAGCCCAGAUCAGAGAACAAGAUUACUGAUCCAGAGCGAUGCAGAGAAGUGCCUGAAGAAGAAGAGGAGGAGGAGGAGGAGGUAGAGCGAGAGUUCCCAUGCCCCUCCUGUGCAGAGGUUUUCUCCGUGCAGUCGCAGCUGAAGGACCACAUGGAGCUCCACCAGUCCUCCAUGAAGAGGAGGAAGUGCAGCGUGUGCACCAGCGAGAUGGACACCUGUAAAUGGCCGGGCUCGAAGAGACACCGGCUGUACCACUGCGUGCCCUGCCAGCAGGGUUUCUCAGCACUGGACUCUUUCCUAGAACACUGUCAGGAGCACCUGCGAGUCAGGGUGGAGGAGGACUGCAUCACAGAGGGCUACACGCACCAGGCCAGCAAAGCCUGAGGUCCACUUUGAAUGUUGUCAGCGAUUUUUGCCUUUUUUGCCUUGAUUAGAGAGCGGAUAGUAAUAACAUCUGUGUGAUUGCUGUUGAUUAAUCAGUUAAUUGAUGAUGUUCGGUGUUAAGCAAACCAACACGCCAGACAAUGAAUUGUUCCAGGGCUGCACUGUGUUCUUGCAUGUCUUCUGGAACCUUUCAGGUGUUUUCUUUGUCCUAGGCGGCCAAUUAUUAACGAAUUAAUUUAAUAACAUCAUCACUGUGUCGUGCAUCGCAGCCUGUUACAAGCUUUGUUGUAUGUCGUUCUGCAGCCAGCUCUAAGAUGAAUUUAUACAAACACUUGCGUGCACUAAUCGUGGGCAGAUGAAUAGUUUCAGGUUUAUGACUUAGAGAUGAUUCAUCCACUGAAACCUGUGGCAGCCUGAAAGGUUGGAGAGGAAAAACAUGCAAAAACACAAGUAUGUUUCUUCAGUAGAGUUCUCCAUCACUGACAAACCACUAUAAUUUGCCCAUAACAUCUUAAAGUUGAGUUGGCGUCGGCUCUAAGAUCAUCUGGGCCUCAUGGGGCUGUUUGGACAUGGAUUGUGUACGUUGUAGCCAAAGCGCUGUCAGAGAUGUCUGUCUUGUUUGCGAGAGUCUAUUUUUACACCAGACAUCUGGAGUGCUUUAUGAUUCUGCUGUAUUUUGUUUUUCGUUUUGGCAAAAGCUAGAAGAGAUCUCUGGGGAUUUGUCAUUUGUAGCACUUGCAUUUAGUGCUGCGAACAUGACCACGGAAUAUUUCAUGUUUUGUCCCAAGGUAUGAAUGAAGUCACGAAGUGUGAAAUGUUUUCAACAUUGUUCUGCUGUUUUGAAGAGCCCAGCAUGUGGCAGUAGUUCAUGCCAUGACCUAUUGGAUGAUCAAACUCUUUGGCAGUCGUGGAUAGUUGUACUCAGUAGAGCCUUUCAUUGGGGCUUGUCUUAGCUGGCAUUCUCUCUGGCGAUGUUACCUAGCUAUGCAAACGGAUGGACUGACGGCGGCCCUUCAGUGUGUCUGUGAUGCUCGAUAAGUGCGCUUUGGUGAGUGAACUAGGAUCAACAUGAGCUCUUUUUUCUUUUCUUUUCUUUUCCUGAAGAAAUUUCAGCUACUGUGAAAAUGAUUAAAAAUUAUUUAAUAGGUUUUGAAGCUUCCACUUUUUCAAACGUCUUUUGUAAAUUAGUUUGUGGCUCUUUAUAGGUACACAAUAAAAAACGAACAGUUCUCAUGA
Larimichthys crocea (large yellow croaker) is the source of this 3136-nucleotide messenger RNA. Its product is annotated as zinc finger protein 135. The record is from RefSeq and is a predicted model, not a curated record. Lineage: Eukaryota; Metazoa; Chordata; Actinopteri; Sciaenidae. Bases 344 to 1900 code for a protein of 518 amino acids. The transcript is spliced from 2 exons.